Nilaparvata lugens (brown planthopper) is the source of this 3326-nucleotide messenger RNA. RefSeq lists its product as uncharacterized. Bases 366 to 1964 code for a protein of 532 amino acids. Gene Ontology annotation, biological process: regulation of DNA-templated transcription. The record is from RefSeq and is a predicted model, not a curated record. The transcript has 12 exons. Gene Ontology annotation, molecular function: protein binding. NCBI's taxonomy places the organism in Eukaryota, Metazoa, Arthropoda, Insecta, Hemiptera, Delphacidae.
UUCAGUAGUGUAUGAAUCGAGGCCCGCGCCACUGCCAUGUGCUCUGCAAGUGUUGGCCCCAGCUUUUCCGACCUCUCGCCGCAUUUUCCAACAGUUUUCCGACCGGUUUUGUGAUCAGUGUUAACUAAGUGUGUUGUGACCUUUAUUUUUAUACUUUAUUCAGUUGUUUCUUUGAAAUUUUACCAGUUUUGUGUUCUACUUUAUCAGUAGUUGCUCCUUUUUUCCUGGAUCCAAUUUUUUUUAUUCCUCCAAUUUUAUUAGUUUUUCAACAUUUUCCCAAUCAUAUAGUGUUUAAUAGUAAUAAUCUAUUGUGUUCAAAAGUUGUUAGUUUUUCAAAUUGAGUUAAAUCAAUCGGAUUUGCCAAGAUGAUGUCUUUAUACAGGACUAUCAAGAACGGAACUAACAAGAGGCCUCGAGAUAGAAGGUAUAACUCAACUUCAGGUAUCUCAACUUAUAAGGAGAUGGACGCUGCUUUCAAAUGUGGCAAUGGAUUCGAGGAUCGUCCUAGACUGGAGUAUCCAGGCUGUGGGCCGACACUGCAGAGUGACAUGGUCUCCCGACGCCGGAUUCUCUCUCGGUCACGUGACGACCUCAGUUUCGACAGUCCUCCAGCCUUCGCUCCCGAAGAAGAGGAGGAUGUUUGGUACCAAAAGGAAAAAUUAUAUAAGGAUCACAUCCAAGAAGUGUUAGAUAAAUGGACUCAAAUAGACGACGAAAUAUGGGCAAAAGUGAUCGUUUUAGAAAGAAAUAGAAGAGUAGCGAAGGCAUACGCGCGCGCCCCCGUGCUCACAAUAAACGGAUCGGAAGACGGAUUCGAUGGUUUCAGAAUCGGAUUAUGCGGCUUUGAUAAUCCAAUGCGAGACCCGAAAACAGAAGAGCUCAAAAGACACAUUGGACACGGCAUAAAAGUCAAGAUGGACGAACAGGGCAGCAUCCUGGUGAAGCGCGUGUCCAAGUGCAACGUGUACGUGAAGAGCACGGCGACUGCGGCCAGCGACGAGACAAGCAUCGGCGGCGACGUCCUCAAGCUGCCUUUUUUCAGGCGUUAUUGCACUGGCGGCGGAAGAGUCGGCAGGGUGUUCGACAUGAAGAAGUUCGAGGCGAACCUGGCGCGUGAGCUGCGACGCGCCUACCCGGACCGACGCCGCCUGGAGUGGCAAUGCCUCAGCGCCAUCACAUUCGUCAAGUCGGAGAGCGAACUGCUCGACUGCCCCAUUUGGGUGCUCAUCGUCAACGUCGUCGCUAUGGACAAGCUCAAAUCCAAACUGCCACCAAUGAAGAGAAACCCAGUUGACAUCAGAAACCGACCGCGCAUUCCGAUUCCGGACGAGGACCCGUACAGCAUAGCGGGCAACGGGGGCGGCAGCUCAGGCAGCUCUGGAGGCGGUGGAGGCGGUAUGCAGCUGCAACAUGGCCCACAGAUGAUGCGUCGCAGCGACAAGCCACCCAAACUGCCGCCCCGCGAGAAUGGGUCCAAUCCAUACCCGCACGAUAUACCAAAGCCCGAUUAUGACGAUAUCGAUGAAGAAGAGAACCGUAUAGUUGGUAAUGGACAUGGCCUCAAAUCAUUUGCAACCUCCAGAGGUCGAGACAAAACGAAAGAUAAUAAGAAAUAUGACGACCCGUACUACUGCGGUCUGCGAGCUCGAGUGCCCAACUUUGUCAAGUCGAAAGGCAAGGAGAUGAAUGGCGGAGGCGGCGGGGGCAAUGGCAAGAUGGUGCCGCCCCCAGUCCAUGCCCGCUACCCGGUGCUGCCCCCCGCCCCCGGCCAUGGUCCCAACUCACACAUCGGCAUCCCCUCUCACCACCACCCCGCCAUGUGGCAUGCGCGCAGCUACGACAGUGGCAUGGAUUCAGAACUAUUAGAUUCACCCUACAACCAUAUAUAUGGACGUCUCCCCAUACCUACAAGAGGAUACAUCCCAACAACGCCAAGAACAAUGUACAUCGGUGAAUGGGAUUGAGAGGAGACCAUCAUUAUCCUAUUUAAACCUAUCAAUUUCUCAUCGCUUAAAGGCAACAAUGAUGAUUACUGCUUCAAGUAUAUCAAUUCGAUAAGACCAUGUUUGAAAAUAAGAAUCGUUCUAUUGAAAACAUUGAUACAGUAGCUUAUUCUAGAAAAUUCAAUUAAGGUUCUCAAUUUCUCGAACAAAAAUCAUAUCUAAUUUUAAAAUAAAUUUCCUUUUUGUAAAUUAUGCUCUCUUUCUCUCUCUAUCCUCUCUCUCUCUAUCUUUUUCUUCGUUCAAUUUAUAUAUUAAAUCAGGUACAGUAGAUUCUCUCUCUGAAACUGUUCUAUUCUUAAGUGAAUAAGAAAUCUACUAUUUUUCAUAAUAUAGAAUAUUCAUUCUUUUCUUGUGAAAAGAAUACUGCCUUAAUACUGCCUUUGCAUUGCUACUUCUGUAAUCCGACUGCCAAUAAAUAACUGGAAUGUCCAACUGCCGUUUUGUACUGAUUUAUAGACGAGAAAUAAUGUGCUUUCCAUCAGUAGUUAAGUAUUUUGUAUAUUUUGAACUGAAUAUAAUUUUGUAAAUAUAUAUUAUAGAGCGUAUGUAAUAUUUUUAGAAGUAAUUAUGUGAAUUCUCUUUUCAUCUUUUGUAAUCUUGUAAGUGUUGUUCGAAUCUUCUCUUCAAUUCCAUUUAGUGGAGUAUUUUUUUUUUAUCACUCAUGAUGAGUAUAAGCUAUAUGAGUACCGGUACUUUCAAGUUAUAUCCAUUUACCAGAAAAAUAAGGAUAUGUGAACUCUUUUUGUGAACAAGUUACAGAAACGAAUCCAUUUGAAUACUUUUAUUGGUUUGAUUCAGUGAAUGAGUUUCAGAAUGAUUAUGAAAGUAUGAGCUAUCUUUUCUUUCUCUCUAUUGUGCUGUUUCCUUUCCUCAAUAUUCUUGAAAAUCGUAUAACUUGAAUUUUGUACUUACAUGAGCAGCACUAGGCUUUAAUUAAUCGAGCAAAUUCUCCAAAUUUGUUCAAUGAUAUUUUUAGUUGAUAAUUAUUAUAGAUAUUCAAUUCUAUCCAAAUGAUUCAAAUACUAACAAUUUUGUUAAAGUUAUCAGUGGUUAGAAUUUGGGGUGAUUGUACCCAAUAUAUUACAAUUAUUGUUGUAAAUAAAAUGAAGUCAUGAUGAAUACUGUAUAUCUAGCUUUUAGACACAUAAUAAAUAAAUUAUUCUAUGAGAAUUUUCUUAACAGUAACUGAGAGCGGAAUGGUUGUGUAAAUGGUACUCCAUAUGAUGCUUGCAACGAUGGAAUGUUACAAUUGAAUUUUAAGCGAUUAAGUUGUAUAUUUUUUUGUAAAUCACUCGGAAUAAAAAUGGUGUUGGAAAUAUUAAA